AUGCCUUUAAGCACCCCCAGCGCCAGACACCUUCUCCACGACCGGCUCUUUUACGGCCACCUGAACGUCAUGUUGCACCACAUCUCCACCACCAAAACAACCCAUUCCACACCGCUGAAAAACACCCAUUCGUUCCACCCGCGCCUCCGUGCGGUGAUGUCGCAGUUAGAUAUGAUUGCGCCGCGGUUUGUGCUCAACAAGGGCGACGUCGAGAUCAUCACCAGUCCGGUGGAGUUCUAUGAGCGCCUCAAGCUCAAGAUCGCGCACGCGGAAAAGCGCGUGUUUUUGUCCUCCUUGUACAUCGGAAAGACGCAGCACGAGUUGGUGGCCACCAUCACGGACGCUUUACGUGCGAAGCCCGAGCUCCGCGUGUACAUCCUCACUGACGCGUUACGCGGAACCAGAGAAGCGCCGCAGCACAGCUCAGCGUCGCUCCUCUCACCGCUCACGGAGGAGUUUGGCAACCGUGUGGACAUCCGCAUGUACCAUACGCCGCACUUGAACGGGGUCAAAAAGUCGCUCCUUCCUGUGCGCAUCAACGAGGGCUGGGGCCUCCAGCACAUGAAGAUGUACGGGUUUGACGACGAGAUCAUCAUGAGCGGCGCUAACUUGUCGUCUGAUUACUUUACAGACAGACAGGAUCGCUACUACCACUUCAAGUCGCAGACCUUGACCGACUACUACUUUUCCAUCCAGCAGGCGGUCAGCUCGUUGUCCUACCGGAUUUACGCUUCCGCCAGCGAAAGCAAGUUCCGUAUGAGCUGGCCCACCUCCAACGCCUCCAGCGAGCCGCACUUGAAUAUGCAGCGCUUCUUGUCGGACGCGCUGUUGCUCCUUGAGCCGUUGCUCAAGCCGCGUAACUUGGCGCCGUUCGAGGACAAGGAUGAGGGCAGCCCCACCACCGUCGUGUACCCGGUUUCGCAGUUCACCCCACUCUUGGUGCCCGACCACUCCACCGAAAAGCCCGCCGUGUUGCGCCUUCUUUCGUUGUUGGACUCGCCAAAGAUCCAGUGGACCUUUACCGCAGGCUACUUCAACAUGCACCCGGAAAUUAAGAAGCGGUUGAUCAACUCGCGCGCCAUCGGGAACGUUAUCACCGCCGCCCCCAAGGCUAACGGGUUCUACAAGUCCGGUGGUAUCUCCUACUAUCUCCCAGAAGCGUAUCUUUUGUUGUCCAAAAAGUUCUUGGUCGACGUGCACGCUAACCAGAAGGAGGCGACCAUCUCCCUCAACGAGUGGCAGCGUGGUAUCGUCAACACGCCCAAUGGCUGGUCCUAUCACGCCAAGGGUUUGUGGAUUUCGGUUCCAGACGAGACUAGGCCGUCUGUCACGAUGAUCGGGUCGUCCAACUACACCCGAAGGGCCUAUUCGCUUGAUUUGGAGAGCAACGCGAUUGUGGUCACCAAGGACGAAGAGUUGAAGGCGCAGAUGGCCAACGAGGUUGAGAACUUGAUGCUGCACACGAAGCGUGUGACCCUUGAGGACUUUGAGAAGGACGAGGAGAGACAGAUUAGCCAGUGGGUUCAGGUAGCGACCAAGUUGGUCGGGCGCAAGCUAUAGGACGGCUAAUUUCGGUUACGGUUUUUUAUUUUUUAUUGCAUCAGCGCAUAACAUAUCCUUUUGCUGUAUAUAUAGUUUCAAUAGACUUUCAGAUUAGAUGGAGUGAGGAGG
Molecule: messenger RNA, 1671 nt
Organism: Babjeviella inositovora NRRL Y-12698
Lineage: Eukaryota; Fungi; Ascomycota; Pichiomycetes; Serinales
Gene: PEL1
Product: CDP-diacylglycerol--glycerol-3-phosphate 3-phosphatidyltransferase
Exons: 2
Coding region: 1-1560 (519 amino acids)
Biological process (GO): cardiolipin biosynthetic process
Cellular component (GO): mitochondrion
Molecular function (GO): CDP-diacylglycerol-glycerol-3-phosphate 3-phosphatidyltransferase activity
Source: RefSeq, a predicted model, not a curated record